ACGAGGGGGGGAGGAAAGUGACGCUUACACACAAGCCGGAGCUGAGAAGGGGAAUAGUUUCUUUCUUUUUGUUUCUUUAAUUUAUGUCAUUUAUUAUUUUGCGUUUUGUUGAUAUAUAGCAGCAUUAUCGUAACGGGGUUUACAGCCUUACUUUUUUAGCGCUUUCUUUCUGUCGUUAACUUUCAUGCCGCUCUCCCUUCACGCGGCGCUGUUUUGACAGUCGUGUCGCUGUGAUCCAACUCAAGCUAGCAACGUGACAACUUGGACGAUUCUCUACACCGACUCUAUAAACACCGACCACCAGAAGGGGCUCCAGACUGUAGGCAACACCAUGCUCCUGCAGUAAGCCGAAGGCAGAGAAGAGAGGCCCUAGACGACCUCUAAGGUGGUGCUUGGCCUGUUGGUGUCUCCCUUCCUUCCUCUCUGGCUGGCAUACCGCUGCCUCUUCAUUUCACCUGAUCGCUCCAUAUCCCCUGGCUAAGGCUUGCUAUGGACUGUUCUUCGCACCCUGCUGCAGCCCACUCCAGUACACUACCUUAGUGGGUCUAACUCAACUUUUGUCUGUGGUUCCUUUCCACACUCGCUGUUCAUAAUCCAGCAUAGACCUGGUACCACCCACAGCCACUCCUGGGUCCUCCACCCAACCCCCUCCCCACUCCCACCCUCUCCCCUCCCCUAAGAAGAUGUCAGUGAGCCUGACAACAGACAUCCAGCAGGAGGGAGAGAAUGGGCCACAUAUCGAGCCCUGCAGCCGAGGCAAAACCUCCCCCCAACCACAGGGUACAAAGGAUGGGACAGGAGAAGGCUUGGAGCCAGAAGAAAGCUCCCCCCAGGAUUUACAGAAACGACCUCCUAACCACAGUCAUGGCAGAAAAAGGGCCAAGUCUAAUGCCAAAGUGAAGCUGGUACGGAGUUUGGCAGUAUGUGAAGAGUCCUGUGGUCCGUUCUCCAACGAUGGACCUCCAGAAUCGGAUAUCAUUCAACUUCACAUCAGCUGCCCAUCAGACAAAGAAGAGGAAAAGUCCUCAAAGGACGAGUAUGAAAAUGAAGAAAAAGAGAAGAAGGACAAGACUCCUCGAAAGAUGUUGUCGCGUGACUCCAGUCAGGAAUACACUGACUCCACAGGCAUUGAUGUCCAUGAAUUUUUGGUCAACACACUGAAAAACAAUCCCAGGGAUCGAAUGAUGCUGCUUAAACUAGAACAAGAUAUCCUGGAGUUUAUUAACGACAACAAUAACCAGUAUAAGAAGUUUCCUCAGAUGACUUCCUAUCAUCGAAUGCUGCUGCAUCGUGUGGCUGCCUACUUCGGCAUGGAUCACAAUGUAGAUCAGACAGGGAAGGCUGUCAUCAUCAACAAGACGGGCAACACACGCAUCCCAGAACAAAGGUUCUCUGAACACAUCAAGGAUGAGCGUAAUAUGGACUUUCAAAAGAAAUUCAUUCUUAAAAGAGAUGAUGCUAGUAUGGACAAAGAUGAUAAUCAGAUUCGUGUGCCACUGCAGGACGGGAGGCGUAGCAAGUCCAUUGAAGAGAGAGAAGAAGAGUAUCAGCGGGUACGAGACCGGAUCUUUGCCCGAGAAUCGUCUCAGAAUGGAUACAUCAAUGACAACAGACUUUCCACUGAGGGCUACUGCUCUAGCUCUCAAAAGAGGAGGCAGAUUUUUAGAGGGAACCGUGAGAGCUCCAGCCGGGCGUCUAGCAGUCGUCAAAGCAGCACGGAUAGUGACAUGAAGUGCCUGGAGCCACGGCCCUGGAGCAGCACCGACUCGGACAGUUCCAACCGCACCCUCCGGCCACCUGUGACUAAAGCCAGCAGUUUCUCUGGUAUUUCCAUCCUGACCAGAGGGGAUAGCCUUGGCAGCAACAAAGGAUCACAGGGAAGCUGCAAAGGCUCUCGCUCUGUUUUGCCUCUAGUCAGUCCAGAUGUGUGCCCCCCACCCAUAGCUUCCCAGUCCAGCCGUAGCUUGCUUCCCUGCCCAUCUCAGCCACAACAGCCACCAGCACAAGCUCCACCUCAGACUGCCCUGCUACCCACACCACAGCAACACCCCAUGGGUAACCACAUGAUUGCUCAGCCAGUGGCGUCUCUACAACCUUCUCAACCUGUCUCCUACUCCAGCCCUUCCUGUCCCCAGGUUCUCCUGCCAGUUUCUCCUCCUCAGCAGUACACAAUGGGAGAAGAGCUGGCAUCUCAAUUCACCCAGAUGACGCUGAGUCGACAGGGCUCCAGUGAGAACCCUGAACCUCCUCCUAUGUAUCAGGCGCCCCCCACAGUGCUUUCACAGCAUCCUCCACCUCAGACCGGCUACAUCAUGGCUACCACGGGUCAGCCUUUGCAGCCUCCAUCUGGCUACCAAACUGCUACCGGACACCCUCAUCCUCCACCUCCACCACCUCCUCCAUCACAGCCUGUUAUACAGGCUCCACCACCACAAGGCUACAUACAGCCCCCUCCACCUCAACAGAUACAGGUGUCGUAUUAUCCUCCUGGUCAGUAUCCCAGUUCAGGCCAGCAGUACCGUGUGUCCCAGCCUAUGUCCCAUCAGGUGUCGUACCCAGCCCAACGCACACAGCCCAUGCCUCAGCCUAGUCAGCAGUCAGGUCUUCAGACCAUAAUGCCCAGCCAGCAGCCAAGCUAUCAGGGUAUGAUGGGGGUUCAGCAGCCUCCAAACCCUGGCCUUCUUAAUUCCCAGAGGGCAGGUAUGGGAGGUCAGAUGCAAAGCAUAAUGGUCCAAUAUCCACAGAUGCCAUCAUAUCAGGUACCAGUGGCAAAUGAGAAUCAGCAGGUGGUGACGCAGCAGUACCAGCAGCAGGUCAUGGUACCAGUCAGCCAGUCUGUCCAGGGGCCCAUGCCUGUCUACUACAGUGUUAUUACACCCACACAGCAGAAUAGCACAAGCCCGUCAGUAGGUUAUCUGCAGCCCCCCAGCUCUGAGCAGUUUCAGAUUACACAGUCGCCAUCUCCCUGCAACCCUCAGCCAUUGCAACAACAAUAUUCAGGAGUAGCUCCUCCUGGACCUGGGGUGAUGGUCAUGCAGCUCAGUGUCCCCAAUGGACCACAGCCUUCCCAGAAUCCUCCUCUGGUCCAGUGGAACCCAUGCAAGUAUUACAGCAUCGAACAGAGAGCCAGUAAACCAGGAGAGCUCUACAAACCUGAUAACACUCCACAGGCCAGCACUCAGCUGACGAGUCCCCUGGCCUCCCCCACUCAGUCUCCCACACCAUCUCCUUCUGGUAGCGUCAACAGCUUAUGUCCAGGCCUGGGACCAUUGCCCCUCAUUUCCCAGUUUACCAGGCAAGGAGGUCCUCCUCAAGGUGAUGGUCGUUACUCUUUGUUGGGGCAGCCUCUUCAGUACAGUCUCUGCCCUCCACAUCUCAUGCAUGGCCAGUCCUCCUACAGCUCCCACCAGAGUCAAGGAGUGAUGAAACACGGGGCGCGAGGGAAAAAACAAACACUCAAAUCUGCGUCUACAGAUCUUGGAACCACUGAUGUAGUGGUGAGUCGGGUUCUUGAAGUCACCGACCUGCCAGAGGGAAUUUCACGUCCAGAGGCUGAGAAGCUCUUCAACCAGCUGUCACUGUGCGGUGCCAAGAUCCAGUGGCUAAAGGAACCCCAGGGAGGUCGAGGAGUAGCAGGAGGCUGUGGCCCCUGUCCUGGAAUGGGUCUGUCUGGACCAGGAGCCAGCGCAGGGCCUGGGGCCUGCAUGGGAGCAGGUGGAGGAAAGUGUGGUGACAUUAACGACCCAGCUCACCUCUACACAGUAGUGGCAGUGUUCCCCAGCACCAUGGCUGCUCAAAGUGCUUCCUUCAAACUUAAUAACAGCGGGGCCACCCUCUUCAAACUGAGGGCCGCCAAAAAGAACUAUGACCUGCGUGUGCUGGAGAGAGCCAGUUCUCAGUGAGAGGAGGGGAAACACACAGACUCUGGGUAGAACAGUGGAAAAGGAAGGAGGACUGAGAGGGGGCUGCUAUUAGUGUACAAUUUACAAUGAAACAAAAAAGUGAAAUGACGUGUCAAAUGUAUAAAAGGGAAGAAGGUGUGAAUCAUGAGGUGGAUGGUGUUUGGUUGCAAAUCUGAUUUUCAUCGUUUGUUUUUCUUCGUUGGGUUUUGUUUUGUAAUUUAUAAAGUGGAAGAGCACACAAGACACGCGAGCAUGUGUUUCACAGCUGCUGUGGAACGUGCGCUGCCAUGAUACAAAAAACACAUGCAAGGUCACACACAAACCAAAAGACACAAGCAGACACAGAAGUGCAGGCAACAGGGUCACGUAGCACAUAAACACACACUGGACAGUCGAUCUCAGUCGGACCUCCUCCUCCUCCACACUUCUCCUUCUGCUGCCAGCGCUUUCUCCCAUUCCUCAGCUCUCCAUCGCCCAGUCGUCUCAGAUUCUCAUGUAUUUAUAAAUUUUCAUACACACAGUUGCGCUCUCUUCUCCCCCCC
Nematolebias whitei (Rio pearlfish) is the source of this 4444-nucleotide messenger RNA. RefSeq names its product R3H domain-containing protein 2. The record is from RefSeq and is a predicted model, not a curated record. Gene Ontology annotation, molecular function: nucleic acid binding. The transcript has 28 exons. Bases 684 to 3902 code for a protein of 1072 amino acids. Lineage: Eukaryota; Metazoa; Chordata; Actinopteri; Cyprinodontiformes; Rivulidae.